Molecule: messenger RNA, 486 nt
Organism: Rotaria sp. Silwood1
Lineage: Eukaryota; Metazoa; Rotifera; Eurotatoria; Philodinida; Philodinidae
Source: the annotation of a GenBank genome assembly
AUGGGUUCAAUUGUAGAAGGACUUUACUUUGAAAAACUUAUCAUAUGUUUACCAUUAUGCACAGAUCAAUUUUCAAAUGCAAUUUCAAUCUAUCAUUCAGGAGUUGGAGAAUCAUUAUUUGUACCACCAUCUCUAUGGAAAUUAUUUUUAAAUCCACUUGAUUUUCAUGAUUAUGUAUUUUCAGCUAGUGAUGUUACAACAAAACUAUUAGCAAUAUGGAGAAAUACUUCAUAUGAACAAGCAGUUCGAAUGAUGUCACUCGAAAUAAAACAUGCUGGUGGUGUAAGAAAAGCAGUAGAAGAAAUUGAACAUUUUGUCAAUUUGAAUGGUAGUUUAGAUCGGUAUAAACCAUUUUACAAUACACUUUCAUUCUAUCAACGAUAUUUACUUGAUAGAAUAUUUGUUUGUAUUUUUUUACCUUCAAUGAUCAUAUAUUAUUUAUGUGUGAAAUAUUGUAACAGAAAUCGAAAAGCAAAAAAAGAUUAA